GUCCUCUCACACACUGUUGCUAAGGAAAUGGAUGGCUUGAAUGGAUCCGUGUUCCGGGCUGAAAUCUCCUCCUCGCCCCCUCACCAGCCUACUGUCUUUCAGUGUUUGACUGUGUGUGUUUACAGGAAUCACUGCGAACAACGUGACGCCUCAGCGCCAGCUCUGCACCAGCCAGGUCCAGUGGAGCUGCAGCUGAAGAACUGAGGAACCGGGGAUCUGACUGGCAGCUGGCACAUCACCAAGGGAGGGGAGAGAGGCGGCUGGGCAGUGGGGUUGACGAGCCUGGCUGGCGCUGGGUGAAUGCUGCCAGGCGAGGACAAGGGCUGAGGCGGCAGCAGCAUCGACUUUUAAAAGGAGCAUGGCAUCCACGGGCAUGCAGAUAUUUGGAUUUGUCUUAGCGCUGUUGGGCAUCAUGGGUGCUAUGGUGGCCACUGUGCUGCCCAACUGGAAGGUCAGCGCGGAUGUGGGCUCCAACAUCAUUACAGCAAUCUCCCAGAUGCAGGGACUGUGGAUGGACUGCACAUGGUAUAGCACAGGCAUGUUCAGUUGCACACUUAAGUAUUCGGUGCUCUCACUACCUGCGUACUUGCAGACUGCACGCACCACCAUGGUGCUGUGCUGCGUACUGGCUGCCAUGGGCCUCUGCCUUGCAUCGCUGGGACUAAAAUGCACACGAUGGGGGGGUGGACGGCGCUCCAAGCGGCACGCUGCAAUUGCCAGUGGUGGCUGCUUUGUCGCAGCAGGCUUUCUGUGUCUGGUGCCUGCUUCCUGGUUUACCAACGAGGUAAUCACCAACUUCCUGGACUCCAGUGUGCCCGAAAGCAAUAAGUUUGAGCCUGGGGGUGCUGUGUAUGUUGCCUUUGUUUCAGCAGGAUUCCUCUUCGUUGGGGGGUCCAUCUUCUGUAUGUCCUGCUCAGGGAAGAGGCAUGGCCCCCAGGACCUGGUCCUGCUCCCUCCCCCUGACAAAUUGCUGCUCCAGCAGCAGCAGCAACAGCUGCUCCAGCAGCAGCAGGAGCUCCAGCACCAGUACUGCUCUCUCUCCCCAUUAGACAAUAAGACUGGCUACAGCCUCCAGGACUAUGUGUAAUAAAACAGUGCUGUGUACGCUACAGCUAAAGGGAGAUGAGCCUGAGGGGAGACCAUCAUGGCUUCUGCUACACACUGGGCUCUACUCUAGAUAGAGGUGGAGAAAAAAUGAGGGAGGAGGGCAACAACUUUGAAUUCAUUUUCCCAUUCUCCUCUAUCUGGCGCUUCUCCUUUUUUCUGUUUUGCAAGCACAAGCAGUGGAGGUAUUCCCUAAGCAGCGCCUUGGAACAAACAGUGUGAAUGUGUAAGGAGCUAGGAUAAGGUGCUGCAGAAUCGAAGGAAGCCGCUAACCAAAUGCAGACAUCCUUCAUCAGUAAAUCACAGAAAGAGUUCCCUGGGGAACGGAUUAAGCAAAUAAGGAAGGCUUCCGAAUAGAUUUUUUUUCAUCGCCAAAGGUUUGAAUUGAAAGAAAAAAAAGCAAUCAUUUAGCUGCUAUUUACAAUCGUUUGGUACACUCCCAUUUGACAAAAUAGGCAACAUAAUGCCUGAGAGCAGUAGGUGGAAGUCCUCUCAUAGCAAGCCAUUGUAGUUUUUCGUAUUCUUAUCCACUAGAAUGCUACGUGGAAUUGAUUGAAAUAAAUGGUCUUAUUUUUGUUAGCUACUAGAAUGAUGUUGAUAUUUUGCCUCUAAAGCAUGCUGUGUGGAGCCUGUCUGUGUAUUAAUACAGCGGAAUGCUUGGUAGAAGACUGAGACAUAGCCACACAAUGCCUGUGCCUGAAAAGCUGUAGAAACAUUACCCUGCUGUAACUGUUCAAAGAGGACUGUCAGGAGGAAUAGAUGUGGGCUGCUGGGCUGGAUUUGAGACUGAAAAUUCAGACAAACAGAUGCCUGCUUCUCUCUCUGCAGGUGGAAAUAUGAGAGAGAUGGAGAGAAAAUUGAUAGAUUCAAUCCUUCAGCAGAGUGGACUAUCUGAUGUGCUGUUUUCAUAUUUUCAUCCAGACAAUAACAUUCUGCCUGUAAGUAGCAGCUACCCAUCCCAAUCCAUUCCUGCACGCCCUCAGACAUGCACACCCACACACUUACACAUGCUCUUGUGUGUCUUCGUGUACAGAGUAAACACUCAGACACGCCGGCUUUUUGCAUGUGCUUUUCACUCCUGUCAUCCUCCUCCACACUGCCAUGGAAACAGAAUUCGGCAUUCAAAUAUCUUUAUUGUCUGAGGGUACGUGCAUGUCAGUCAGUGAUUUUAAAUUGUUUUGUGUGUGUGUGUGUGGGGGGGGGGGGGGCGGGGGCGUCUCUUUCUCUCGCCAUGGUUCCAAAAGCUUUAAUCAGAGCCUCUGCUCACACUACUUUCACUAAUCCCCUUUAUUAGCCAGUGACAUGAAGCAGCAUCCCUGUUACGUGGUCAGAGAGCUUUGGAAAAUGCUCUUUUUUUGCUGCCCACUGUUAUGGUGUUUAUACCAUGCAAGUAGUCUCACAGGGGCGAGCAGCUGUUUAAUGGUGCGGUGGCAGAGAGGCAAAAAUGAAGCAGAGAGGGAGAACCUCCUUGAGUCAUGGUGGACUGGGUAGCUGUGUGGCAGGCAACUAAAAAAGGUUUGAGUCAUUCUCCAUAUGUGACUUGUUUUCCAAGUGCGUCAGCAUUGCGCAUACGCUAGCAGUCUGCACCUGCAGGUCUCAGUGUCUUAAAUUGCGACCACUUGACUAUGCCACCAUUCCUCUGUUCUCUACCUGUCAGUCUAAUCUUUUUUUUACCCUCUCCCUGUCCUGCUUGUGUCACAUGUCACAUGGAUGUGAUCGCUGACAAGUGAACGCUGAUGCAUGUUGAAAGCAUGGCUGCCCAACACACAUACACGCAAGGCACACAUAAACAAAACUCCCACCUAACUCAUAUGUCAGCAGCACUGUUACGCUUUUAAACGCUCAUGUUCCAGAGUGUGUCUACUUUUUUCUGAGGGAAGGAUAUCGGAGGAAUAUUGUUUUCAUGCUCGAGACAGGCCUUGGCAGUGAUGUAUAGGAGUGCACAUUCCCUCCUUCUCUCUCAUAAACAUGCAGCUUCCUGGGGGAGAGCAGAUGGCCAAGUCCAGCUCGCCACCUGCAGGCUGCUGCCGGCACGCCAUGGGCAUCUCUGUGGGCACUACUGCCGGUACUGGCAGCCCUCUGGGGUCAGCUUUCUACCCCACCCUGAGUUAGCCAUCUUGCUCAGCACAGACUUUAGCCAACAGAACUGGCCUCCUGACAAAGACUCACUGCCCAGGCACCAUAACCAAUGCAAUAAACAAAGUAAAGAAUGUGCCAUGUCAUCAACUAAUACUGACACGAUGUGUUUCGAGAAUGUGCCAAAUCGUCUCAUGAUGACACGUUUUAAUACUAUCUGGAGUUCUUUCUGUUUAUUUUUUUAUUGCGUUGUUUGUACAUGAAUUAUACAUUAACAAAUGUUUUAUGGAUUUGUGAUUUGUUCUGCCAGACUAAGUCUCAAGUCGACUAGAUGCUUGUGUACAGUCCAGUGCAGCUUUCGAGGGUUAUUUUAAAUCCUCUUUAUUCCUCAUUUCUCAAAGCACAGCAAGACUUCACUGGGCAUGAGAGUUUCAUUGGGAAGACAUGAGUGUGGUAUUUUAUAAAUGAAAGAAAAAAAUGCAUUGGUGUCAGAAAUUCUGGUUCACUGUAGGUCGGUGACAACUGAACACAAGUAUCUAAGUUUUUAAAGGUGUUUGUUUUUACUGAGGGAUCAGAAUCCCCUCAGAUUGUUUCAAUAUAGGAUACAAUACCAUGUUCAUACCAUAUCUUCUUUAUAAGAAGACUACUCAGUGCACCUUUACUUGUGUUACUUUAUUUGACAGCAGUUUGAUUCAAAUGGCUGAGCAAUCCAAGCUCCCUGGACCAGGACAAAUACAUAACACAACUGGCACUCUGGAAAAAAAAAAAAAAAAAAAGGGAACGAUUUCUGCCUGAUAAGAUUCAGCGGGGAAAUAGGAGUUACACGAUUUCUCUUUUUUUGUGGCUGUGUAGCUUGAUCAUCAGCACGCAAUUUCAUUAGCUUAUAAAUGGCCAGAGUGCAAAGUGACUAGGUCCUAAAAGUCUAAAGAGUUACAACUCUCCUGCAUAUACUGUAACAAACAUUGAUUUAUCAUUUUGAUAACCGCAGCUUAUUUUUGUGGAUGCUUUAGCACUUCUUACUUUGCCAGAGCAUAUUUGUGAUGAUGAACAGUUCACAAGUUCUGAUACAGUUGUCUCAAUGUGCUUGUGCGAGUAGUUCUAUUUUUUACCAAUAAAACUAUUUUGUGAAAGCAA
Seriola dumerili (greater amberjack) is the source of this 4314-nucleotide messenger RNA. It is a transcript of the gene cldn20, whose product is annotated as claudin 20. The record is from RefSeq and is a predicted model, not a curated record. Bases 359 to 1087 code for a protein of 242 amino acids. Gene Ontology annotation, biological process: bicellular tight junction assembly; cell adhesion. Gene Ontology annotation, cellular component: plasma membrane; bicellular tight junction. Lineage: Eukaryota; Metazoa; Chordata; Actinopteri; Carangiformes; Carangidae. The transcript is spliced from 2 exons. Gene Ontology annotation, molecular function: structural molecule activity.